GGCGGCAGCUCCGCGCCGAGGCGGCGGCGUCGUGGUCCCCGGGUGUAGCGGGCAGAGCGCGGUGACGCCGCGGCAGCCACCACGGAGAGGACACAGGACCCCCCCUUGGGCCCGCCAUGCCCCUUUGAGGGGGUGGCCUGGACCCCGAGACCCCCGCAAGGCCCGCCGCAGGGCUGCUUCGCCUGCAUCGCCAAGCCCCCAGCUCUCCGGCAAGCUUCGCCCGUCCUGUCUCCUUCUUCUGCCGUUUAUCUCAUGGAGAGCAAGAGCUGCAAAGGGGACAGCCUGCGGCCGGCGGUCCCGUGCAAGCACUCGGUGGAGAAAAAGACGAUGACCAACCCCACCACUGUCAUCGAAAUCUACCCCGACACCACCGAGGUGAACGACUACUAUCUCUGGUCCAUCUUCAACUUUGUAUACCUCAACUUCUGCUGCCUCGGCUUCAUCGCCUUGGCCUAUUCAUUGAAAGUCCGGGAUAAGAAACUCCUCAAUGACUUGAAUGGAGCAGUUGAAGAUGCCAAGACAGCCCGGCUUUUUAACAUCACCAGCUCAGCCCUUGCCACCUUCUGUAUCAUCCUUAUCUUCAUCUUCCUGCGAUACCCUCUCACUGACUACUGAGUGAGGCCAACAGCAGCUGCUGCCGCCAAAAUGCCUCUAUGCCAGAAGUGUCUGCAGUUUCUUGUAGCAAGGACACACAAAACAAGCCAACCACUACACCUUGAUUGCCAAAAAAAAAAAGUCAAUUAAAUACAUAAAUAAAUGUUAAAUUAGUUUAUCAGCCCAGCUGAGCAUACCUAUUUUGCCCUGAAAUGGUAUGUGAACAGCAGAAGGAAAGGGUCUCACUCUUACACAUGUACAGGAAGAAAAACAGACCAAGAAAUAUUUGUUUUAUGUCCAAGAAACUGUGUGAAAAGGGCGUGCGAAGCCCAGAGCUACACACACGUAGUGGCAGACAGCUGAGCUCUAGGAAGCAGUGGGGUCCUGUGGAGCUGGAGACACACACAGUGAAGGAUGGGGAUCAUGGCAGGACUGGCUUACAACAUAUCAGGUGUGUUCAGACCGCCCCACCACCCCCAGCUUGUGGGGGUUUCUUUUCCUUUUUUUUUCUCUUGAAUUUCAUCCACUGGUUCAAACAACUCCCGACCCCUGGAGAGCUGAAGGUGUUAGGAAGUUUCUGCUGGGGAGCCCCAAAGCCUCCAUAGAAACCCCGAAGUGUUAAAGGGCAGGUUUCUCCUUGGGAUCUCCCAGCAGUGCUGAGAAGGACGGCACCUUCUGGAGAACUCGCCUAAGCCACCUAAUCAGAGUGCUACUGUAUUUCUGUAAAGAGUCAAUAAAAAGAUACCUCUGA
This is a messenger RNA of Serinus canaria (Common canary), 1345 nucleotides long. It is a transcript of the gene IFITM10, whose product is annotated as interferon induced transmembrane protein 10. The transcript has 3 exons. Lineage: Eukaryota; Metazoa; Chordata; Aves; Passeriformes; Fringillidae. Gene Ontology annotation, cellular component: plasma membrane. The record is from RefSeq and is a predicted model, not a curated record. The coding region runs from base 253 to 615 and encodes 120 amino acids.